Cyclopterus lumpus (lumpfish) is the source of this 2226-nucleotide messenger RNA. RefSeq names its product dynein, cytoplasmic 1, intermediate chain 2a-like. Bases 155 to 2059 code for a protein of 634 amino acids. NCBI's taxonomy places the organism in Eukaryota, Metazoa, Chordata, Actinopteri, Perciformes, Cyclopteridae. Gene Ontology annotation, biological process: transport along microtubule. The record is from RefSeq and is a predicted model, not a curated record. Gene Ontology annotation, cellular component: cytoplasmic dynein complex. Gene Ontology annotation, molecular function: dynein light chain binding; dynein heavy chain binding. The transcript has 17 exons.
GCCAACCACAGAAGAAGAAGACCGCGGCGACGUUAAUUAGCCAACUGCUUCUUUUCCAGCAUCAUCGGUCUCCACCAUCACUUCUCUUCGGCUUAACGCCAGAAACAGGAUUCCGUUGUCAUCUGUCUUCUUAAACCUAAUAUCUGACACCAGUAUGUCUGACAAGAGUGAGCUGAAGGCUGAACUGGAGAGGAAGAAGCAACGGAUCGCCCAGAUUCGAGAGGAGAAGAAGAGAAAAGAGGAGGAGAAGAAAAAGAAGGAUGGAGACUCAAAGCGAGGAGCUGAGGCGGGUGGUGGGUCCUCAGGUGGUCAUGAAGACUCUGACCUGGAGAGGAAGAGGAGGGAGGCGGAGGUACUGCUGCAGAGUGUCGGCAUCACCCCCGACAUACACCACGUCCCUGCCCCCAUGUCUCCCUCCAACAAAUCAGUGGGCAGCGAUGCAGGAAGCCAAGAUUCUGGGGAUGGAAACGCAGGACCAAGGACAUUGCAUUGGGAUCCUGACCCCUCUACUCUGCAACUGCACUCCGACUCUGAGCUGAUGGGACGUGGAGCCGUGAGGCUGGGCAUGUCCAAAUUGACCCAGGUGGACUUUGCCCCGAAGGAAUUGGUGUCCUAUUGCAAAGAAACACAGACAGCCACCGAGGCACUGACGCACACCGACCAAAAAGCAGAUGAGGAAGAGGAUGAGGAGAUAACUGCUCGCCCAAUUGGAGAUGAUGCCCAGGAGGAGAAAGAUGAACACGGCGAACAGCAAGAGGAGGACACUGCCAAAGAGCUGACAGAAGAAGAGAAGCUGCAGGUCCUGCACUCCGAGGACUUCCUGUCAUUUUUCGAGCGAGGCAGCAGAAUUGUGGAGAGAGCUCUUGCUGAGCAUGUGGACGUCUGCUUCGACUACAGCGGCAGAGAUCUAGAGGACAAGGAAGGUGAUUUGCAAGCAGGUGCAAAGCUGGUUCUCAACCGACAGUUUGCAGAUGAGCGCUGGACUAAAAACAGAGUGGUCACCUGUCUCGACUGGUCACCUCAGUAUCCAGAGCUGCUGAUGGCCUCAUAUAACAACAAUGAGGAUGCUCCCCAUGAGCCUGAUGGUGUGGCACUGGUCUGGAACCUGAAGUACAAGAAGGGCACACCCGAGUACAUCUUCCACUGCCAGUCAGAGGUGAUGUCAGCUGGGUUUGCAAAGUUCCACCCCAACCUGGUGGUGGGCGGGACUUACUCCGGACAGAUUGUCUUAUGGGACAACAGGAGCAACAAGCGCACCCCUGUUCAGAGAACUCCCCUGUCUGCAGCUGCACACACACACCCAGUUUACUGUGUGAACGUGGUAGGAACCCAAAAUGCUAACAACCUGAUCAGCAUUUCCACCGAUGGCAAAAUGUGCUCCUGGAGCCUCGACAUGCUCUCCCAGCCACAGGACAGUCUGGAGCUGGUCUUUAAACAGAGCAAAGCAGUGGCUGUCACCUCCAUGGCCUUUCCUGUGGGCGAUGUGAACAACUUUGUGGUGGGGAGCGAGGACGGCUCGGUCUACACAGCCUGUCGCCACGGGAGUAAGGCGGGGAUCACUGAGGUGUUUGAGGGCCAUCAUGGUCCGGUGACCGGGCUGAGCUGUCACAGUGCUGGAGGACCCGUUGACUUCUCUCAUCUCUUCAUCUCCUCCUCUUUUGACUGGACUGUCAAACUCUGGAGCACUAAGAGCACACGUCCGUUGUACUCGUUCGAGGACAGUUGUGACUAUGUCUAUGAUGCCAUGUGGUCUCCAACACACCCUGCUCUGUUUGCUUGUGUGGACCUGGCCGGACGCCUGGACCUGUGGAACCUCAAUAAUGAUACAGAAGUUCCCACCGCCAGUGUGUGCGUGGAGGGCGCUCCGGCAUUGAACCGCGUUAGAUGGGCUCAAUCUGGUAAAGAGAUUGCCACCGGGGACUCAGAGGGGCAAGUGCAGGUCUACGACGUAGGGGAGCAAAUCUGCGUGCCCAAGGCUGACGAGUGGACGCGCUUCGUCAGGACGCUGGCUGAGAUCAAUGAGAGCCGAGAUGAAGCCGAGGAACUGGCCAACGUCUGAUGUUACAAACGCCACACUGACAACUGCUCAUACAUUUCUUUCUAGUACACUACGCCACAUAUAGCACACGACCGACACUGCCAGAGGAGCAGCACUCUCCUCCCUCUGGCUUCCAGCUUAUCAAACCUACUACUACAUGAAUUGGCCUGAGGAGAUUUGCAGAGCUA